GCCAUCACGCCGUCGAUCGGCGCCUCAAUUUUGACUGAACACUGUUCUUUCAGCCCGCGCUGUACCUUGAUACCUUCAACUAUAAUGUGCUCAACGAGGUAUACCAGAAGCUCUCCUAGUGGGCCCUUCCCACAAACUUGACUGGUGCAGAAAGGCCGAGCAGUAGCCAGGCCUCUGCGAGUAUAAUGCAACAACUGCUUGUUGGAUUCGCCAGCAAUACCUGAGUACCAGUUUUCUUCCUCCAGUAUAUCUGCACUUUCCCCGAAACGUAAAGCAGCGUUUUCGGUGGCAUUUCUUACUUGUCUCUGUGCUUACCGUAAGAUGGAGACUUGCCUGGACGCAAGUCCGAAUCCUGGACGUUCACGGCUCAGCAGUCGUUGCCGCUGACGCAAUGGAGCGGCCUCGAGUCGCUCGCACUCUCCUGUGCUUGGUGCUGGUCUUGUACCAGGCACAAUGCCAGCUCGCGCGAGGGCACCAGUCAGCACCUGCCAGCGAGCAAAAGUUCGUGCGACCCGUUGGCGCCUUUGCUAGCGCUGCAGCCACUCACCAAGCGGCAUCACGGCGUCGCGUGCUCCAGAGCGGCUCGGGUUCCGGUGACACCGCAGCGGUGUGUGAGCAGGAAUGUCAGGCGGCUCAGCGUGAGGCUCUGGGCCAGCUGUACACUGCAUGGGGCGGACCGGGCUGGCGCCGCCGCCAGGGCUGGCUCACCAACACCUCCAUCUGCACCUGGGAGGGCGUGCUGUGCUGCUUCGGAUCCGGAUCCGGAUCCGGAGAUGGCGGCGGUGGAGUCGGUGGGGACGGGGGCGGGGGCGCCAGCGGCCCCUGCCCGGCCGGCACGCCGGAGGUGGUGUUGGGUCUCAGCCUGCCAGCCAACAACAUGACGGGGCGGCUGGGGGCGGCGCCGUGGGGGCUGUUGGCCGUGUCGCUCAGGCUGUUGGAUCUGGACUCGAACGCCCUGUCCGGCCCCGUGGGCGCCCUGUCGGCCCUGUCGCAGCUGCAGUACCUCACGGCUGCAGCCAACCAGCUCACAGGCCCCCUAGCCCCGCUGCUGGCAGUAGCAGCCGCCGGCAGCAACAGCAGUGGCAGUGGCAGUAGCAGUGUGGGCGGGAGCGGGCUGCUGGGCCUGGCGGCGCUGCUACUGCCGGCCAACGGGCUGGGCGGGGGCGUGCCGCUGGAGCUGGCCACACACGCCACACUGCAGGUUGUGGACCUGAGCUCCAACCCGGCACUGGGUGGCGCGCUGCCCGCCUCGCUGUUCACCGGCCCCAACCAGCUGCGCAGUGUGCGGCUGGCGGGCUGCGGCCUGGCAGGCAGCUUCCCGGCACUGCCGGCGGAGGACGCGGGCGAGGCAGACCACCUGUCCCUGCUGGACGUGUCGUUCAACUCGCUCACCGGCCCCCUGCCGCGCUACCUCACCGCCCGCAUGCGGCUGUCCCACCUCGACGCCUCCCACAACGACCUGUCCGGGCCCCUGUGGCCCCUGCUGGCGCCCUUCGCAGCCGACAUUGGCGGCGGCAGUAGCAGCAGCAGUAGCAACAGCAGUGGCAGCGGCAGUAGCAGUGGGAACAGCAGCAGUAGCUCUGGCGCAAUCGCCAACGGCAGUAGCAACGCUACUAGCAGCAGUGGUGGCGGGAAGCUGGUCGCAGGCACGGCCGUCACGACUGCGGCGGCGGGUGUGGCGGCGCUGGGGCUGGGCGCGCUGUCGCUGACGCACCUGGCGCUGGCCGGCAAUGCCCUCACGGGCAGCCUGCCAGCAGACAUGCGGCUGGGCAACCAGAUGCAGGUGUUGGAUGUGGGCUCCAACCUCCUCAGCGGCCGCUUCCCCGCCAUCUUCAGCCGCGCGCUGGAGGCGCUGCGGGUGGGCGGCAACGCCGGGCUCACGGGCCCGCUGCCGGCGGGGGGGCUGCCUCGGCUGGCGGCGCUGGACGUGCGCGACACAGCCAUGCAGGUGGGGGGGAGCACGUUGUCCGGCGACGCCGCCGCGGGCGGCCCGCUGUGCCCCCCCGCACUGCUGCGCACCCCCGCCUCAUCCGCCUACUCCCCCGGCACCCCCGCCGCCGUGCCGCCCCGCUAUUGGCAGUACGACGGCUGCGUGUGCGCCGCCGGCUACAGCCCUAACUACACCCUCGCCAAUGGCAGUAGCAGCAGCAGCGUUGGCGGUAGCGGCGGCAGCAGCAGUAGCAACGGCAGCAGCAGCGGCAGUAGCAGCGGCAGCAGCAGUGGCGCUGGCGGGCCGGUGACGGGCAUGGCGUGCGUUGCCAACGUCGGCCCGAGCCCGGGCGGUGGCGGCGGGGGUGGCGGCGGCGUGCCGUGGUGGGGCAUCCUGCUGGCGGUGGUGGGCGGGCUGGCGGCGGCGGUUGCGCUGCUGGCUCUGGGGCUGCUGAUGGCGCCCUCACUUGGGGACUACCGGGCGCGAGCUGCCAAGAGGCUGCCGCCGGGUUCCAAGCCCAAGGCGGGCACACGGCGGCGCGAUGUGACGCUGGUGCUCACAGACGUGGAGGGAAGCACGGAGCUGUGGGAAUGGGACACGGACCUGAUGGCCGCCGCCAUUGACCUGCACGACCAAGUGAUGCGCAGCCAGGUGGCCAAGUGGUGCGGCUACGAGGUGCAGACCGAGGGCGACGCCUUCCUGGUGGCCUUUCACGAGCCCGGCGACGCCGUGGGCUGGUGCCUCACAGCCCAGCUGGCGCUGCUCAACGCCGACUGGGAUGUGGAACUGUUCCGGCACCACAAGGCGUGCGUGGAGACAGUGGACACACUGCACGCCAAGCUGAUGGCCAUGGUGGCGGCGGCCGGCGGCGGCGAUGGCGGCGGCGGCGGCGGCGGCGGCUGGCCUGCCAACAGCUCGUCCCGCGUUAUCGGCGGCGGCGGCGGCGGCGCCGCCGCCACCUCAGCAGGUGCCCUGUACGGCGGGUCGUUGUACUCGCCGUUUGUUACGAAUACGGGUGCCGUACAGCCGCCGCCGAACACUGCGGCGCGUGGCAACGUCACCCAUAGCGGCGCCUUUCUCGGCGGAGGCUUUGGCGGCGCUGGCUUCGCGAGCGGCUUUGGCUUUGGUGCCGCCGGCGGCGGCGGCGGCGGCGGCUCUCAGUGGCAAAGGACGUUCCAGGGAGUGGCAGCGGGCUCGGGUGCUGGGCCUGUGCCCCAAGGCGGCGGCGCAGGUGGCGGCGGCGCUGUUUCGGCAGCCCUCCAUGCGACCGCGUCGUCAUUCCUGGGGGGCUAUGGAGCCAGCAUGCCGCAUGUGAACCUGCCCCACCACCUCCAACAGCAGCUACAGCUACAGCAGCAGCUACAGCCUCUGGGGGCUGGGGCCAGCUCGCAACUGGCCCAAUCGCUGGCGUCGCCCCUGCCACCAUUGCCGCCGAGGUGGGGUGCGCCUGGGCCGGCCGGGGCAGCUAGCGGCAACGUGACAGCGCCCCUGCUGUCCCUUGUAGGGGAGGGGGCAGGGACGGGGACGUACCCGCAGGCACACACCGGAGCCGCCGCCGCCGCCGCCGCGGCUGGCGCCGGCGCCGGCGGCUCUGGUGCCGGCCAUGCUUCUUAUAGCGAGCGGCUGCCAACGCGGACACUGCAGCAGCAACAACAGCAGCCGCAACGGCCGCAGCCACAAGGGCCAAUGCAGGAGGAGUCCGGCGCGCUGGUGCCUCUGCUGGACACUGUCGACUACCCCGUGGGGCACCCAGCCUCGGUGGCGGCGGCGGCACUGCGCGGCGGCUGCGGCGGCGGUGGCGCCAGCGGCGGCUUGCCACAGCACAUACUGACGCAGCAACGGCGGCACCCGCCUGCAGCGGCGGCGGCGGCGACGGCGGCGGCUGCGGUGGUACGUGCUAACGGUCGCAGCAGCGGCGGCAGCACUUCCGUGCACUCGGCCAGCCUUCCUCGCUUAGCCAGUGGCGGCGGCGCCGCCGCCGGAACCCGAGGCCCCAGCCGAUCCAAAACCGUCAGCGGCAGUGGCGCCGCCUUCGCACAGGGCCUCAGCAUAUCAAUGAACCUGGGGCUCGCGGGGAGCUCGGGCGCCGCAACAACCGGAGCAACGGGAGCCGCUGGCAGGCGCGGCGUGCGGCGCGGCGGCGGCGGCGGCGGCGGGGCCCCGGACAGCGCAGUCACGGACCCCGGUUCUAUCUUCGUGCUUGGGGUGUCAGCCCUGGAAGGCACAGCUCGCACGGAUGAUGUCAGCCGCCCUCUCGCUACACCGUCAGCCCACGGCGUCGGCAUCGGCGCCGCCGGCAUCGGUGGCGGCGGCGGCGGCGAUGCUGCCGCGGCUGCCUCCGCUCCUGAGAUCGUGGCUGUCACUGGCGAGCCCACCGGCAACGGCAUGAUCAGCGGCGACGACGACAGCGUCAACCGCCCGGUACGGAGGCCCGACCUGCUGCUGGAUUCCACGGACGUGGACGAGCGCGGCGGAGCUGACGGCGGCGGCGGCGGCGGCGCACAUGACGGCCCGGCGGCGGCGGCGGCUGAGGCCGAGGCGGAGGCGUAUGUUUCGGCGCUGGCGGCUGCGGGAGGCCGUGGUGGCGGCGCCGCCAGCGGUGCCACCAGCGGCGGCCACGGGCUGGAAGCUUUUCGCGCGCCCCCCGGCAGCGCCGGCGCCGGCGGGCGGGAUGCGUCGCUGGACCGGCUGCGCGGCGUGCUGUGCGCGCCGUCGGGGGCGGCUAUGCUGUCUCUGGGGGCCGGAAUUGGCGGCGGCGGCGGCGGCGGCGGCGGCGGUGACAGCAGCUGUCAGUUGGUGGCUCCGCAGCACUCGCACCUGAGUAAUGUGUCGGGUGUGCAUGCUGCCGCCGCCGCUGCCAGUGGCGGCGGUGCGGCGGGGCUGCCGUACCAGACCAUGAUGUUCGGACUGGACAGUCCGCAAGCCGGCGGCCUCGGCACCGCCGCCGGCGCAGCCGCCGCCGCCGCCGCCUUUGGCGGCGCCGCCAGCGGCCUGGGCGGUGGCGCCGCCGCCGCCGCCGGUUUGGACGUUGCGGACUGGGCUGACUGGUCUCGCUACUGCCGACUGGGGGUGUUGUUCCGGGGGCUGCGUGUGCGCAUGGGUGUGGCCACGGGGGUGACGGACGCGGCGGGCGGCGUGGUGCGCGCACACGCAGUCACACACCGCAUGGAGUACAACGGCGAGGUGCGGCGGCGCGUGGCGGCGCUGUCAGACAUGCCGUACGGCGGCCAGGUGCUGCUGGACUCGCAGACCUUUGACGCCAUUCACAACAGCCUCAGCGGCCUGGGUGCGCGGGUGCUGCAGGUGUUGGCCAAGGAGAGCAGGCGUGCCGGCGGGCGCAGCAGCAAGUACCUCCACGCCCUCUCCCGCAGCGGCCCCUCCAUGACAGCAGCUGCCGCCGCCGGCCCCAGCGCGCACUCCGUCGGCGGCGGCGGCGCCGCCGGCGGCGGUGGCGGCGGCGGCGGCGCAACCGUCAACCGCAACCUGUCCAUGGCCGCAUUCACGGCCUUCAGUCGGCGGUUGCUGUCGGUUGACGCGCCCAGCCGCCGGCGCCGCAGCCACAGCCACAGUCGUAUGCCGCUUGACUACGUGACAGCACCAGAGCCGUCGUCGGGGGCGGCGGCGGAGACGCCCACGGCGGCGGCGGUGCCGUCGCCGCUGCGGCCGGGCGUUUCCGGGCCGUCGAUGACGGCGCCAGCGGCGGCGGGCCGGAGGCUGCAAACCCGCAGCACCACGCCUGCGGGAAUGGAAGGCACGCCCGCACUGACGCCGCGCUCCACGGCACACACAGACCUGGGGUUCGCCGUCGCGCCCGACAGCCCUGCUGCCGGCGGCGGCGGCGGUGGCGGCGGCGGCGGCGGCGUUACACGCAGCAGCAGCAGCGCGGCGCACGCCAGCGGCGGCGGCGGCGGCGGUGGCGGCGGCAGGUCCGUCCGUACGCUAGGCAGUGGCGUGGGUGGCAGUGGCGGCGGCGGCGGCGGCGGCGGCGGAGGGCAGGUGGCGGCAAGCCGGCGGCUGCUGAUGGGCUGGGGGCGGCCUAAUCUGGCGCCGCUGCGGUUGGCGGCGAGGGCGAUGUCGGUUGGCGCCGCCGGAGGGCCCGGCGGCGGCGGCGGUGGCGGCGGCGGCGGCGCGGCGGCUGCGGCUGGGGCAGGCGGCGGCGGCGGUGCUGAGAGGCCGCCCCUUGCGCGGCAUGGCACCAGUCUGGAGCUGAGCAGCUCUACCCAGCGGGCCUCGGCGGCGCUGCGGGGUCUGCAGCAGGCGGCGGUCAGCCUGCUCCGGCCGCAGACCAGCAGCGGCGUCGGCGGCGGCAGCGGCUCGCCCAUUGCCGGGUCGCAGGCGGCGGCAGCUGCAGCACAACAGCACCAGCAGCAGCAGCAGCAGCAGCAGCAGCCAAGGAACUCUUACAUCCAAGAACAGGCCAACGCCCAAGUCCACCGAGCCCCCAGCUCAAGCAACAUCAACUCCGACCUACGCAGCGCCAACGCCCAAGUCCACCGAGCCCCCAGCUCAAGCAACAUCAACUCCGACCUACGCAGCCAGCAGCAGCCAGGGGCAGGCGGCUCCCCGCACACGUCACCGCGCUCUCCGUACUGGGCCGGUGCAGCUGGCGGCGCCGCCGCCGCCAGCGGCAGCACCGGUGGCGCCGGCGGCGGCGGCGGUGGCGGCGGCGCCUCGCCGCCGUCAGGCUCCCGUCGCAACGUGCGCGCUGUGUCUCGCAGCCGCCUGCGACUGCUGGGGUCGGCGAUUGUGGCGCCCGCGGCGGUCGAUGUGGAAAAGGGCUCCGCAACCAGCGGCAUUGCUAGCGCUUACGGCAUUGCUGGCGGCGCCGAGGGCAGCGGCGAAAGCGCGGAAGGCGACCGUGUCCUGCGUCCGGUGAUGGAGCACAGCGCGGCCGGCGGCGGCGGAGCGCCGCUUGAGGCGGUGGAGGAAGCCACUGCCUGGCUCGGCGGCGGUGAUGGUGGUGGUGGCGGCGACGGCGGACUGGAGCUGUUGGCUGUGGCGGAAGACAGCGGCAGUCUUGAGGCGGCGGCGGAGGCGGAGGCAGAGGCGCUGACGCCGGUGGCACGUGAAACCGCACGCCGGUCACUCUCCGCGCCGAGGCCUGGCGCCAUCCCGGCCGCCGCCGCCGCUACCUCUGCCUCCGGCGAUAACGCCGACGGCACCGGAGGUGGCGGUGGCGGCGGCGGCGGCGGCGGCAACGACGCGCCUGCCGCGAGCCCGGCUGCGCUGGCGGCAAGGACGUCCGGCGGCGCGUUUGCGGCGUCGGCUGCGGCGGCGGUUACGUCGGCGGUUGCCAACGUGUUGCGCCGCGCCGUCAGCGGCAACGGCAGCCGUGCUGGUGCGCUCGGUACAGUCAACCCGCCGCGCUUCGGGCAGUGCAGCGAGGGGUUCGACGCGCGCGGCAGCGUCGGCGGCGGCGGCGGUGGCGGCGAGCCGCCUUCACUCCUCCUGGCGGCUGCCGCCGGCAGCGCGGCCGCCGUGCCUCUGCUUGCAGCGGCGCCGCCGGGGGCUGUUGCAGCGGCCGGGGCCAUGCCAGGUGGCGGCGGCGGCGGCGGCGGCGGCGGCGGCGGCGGCGGCGGUGGCGGCGCAUCGAGCUCGUACUUGGGUGGAGCGCCAUCGGCGCCGCAGGGGACCGCGCUACAGCAGGGCUCCAACAGCACGGCCGGCGUCCAAACGACCGGUGCCACGCACGGCGCUGUCGCCGCCGCGGCGCCGCCGCCACACCCACAGCUGCCGUCGGCGUUGCCGCCGCUUCGCCCCUACGCCUACCCCCAUCAACCGCACCCGAACCAACCGCACCAACCGCACCAACUGCACCACCACUCGUUGUUCCAGCCCAACCACCCCCACACGCGCGCCCACUCUGUGGACGUGGCGCCGGCGCAGCUGCUGCAGAUUGCGACGAGGCUGAGGCUGCCGUCGGACCCGCACAUGGGCCACCUCCACGAGGUGCCCACAGGCACGCCCAGCCAGGCGACGCCCGCCACCCGCGAGACCGCCGCCGCCAACGCCGCCGCACAGGACGCAUUUGUGCGCCGCGGCGGCGGCGGCGGCGGCGGCGUGUCACCCGCUGGCGGCGGCGGUGGCGGCGGCGGUCAGGGCCAGCCCCAGGGUCUGUCUGUGAUGGCGAUGGGGGUGUUCGAGCUGGAGGCGGGGAACAGCGUGGAGUAUGUGAACGUGACGCAGGUGCUGGCGCCGGGGCUGGAGGAGCGUGCGCGGCUGUUCCGGCCGCUGUCGCCCGCCGGCAGCCCGGGCGGCGGCAGCGGGCGGCAGCUGACGCCGGGCUACCUAGACGCCCCCGCCGCCGCCUACGCACACCUGGGCGCGCUGAGGCCGGGGCCGCGGCUGCGGCUGCUGCAGCCGCCCUUCCCGCCCAUAUGCAUCGUGUUCUGCGGGCUGGAGAAGUACCCAGAGAUGGUGGCCGUGUCGCGCGACCUGUCCUUCGACAUCCUGGCCGCCUACUGCGACUGCGUGCGCCGCAGCCUGCUGGCCUGCAACGGCUACGAGUGCCAGGAGCAGGAGGGCAACUUCAUGGCGGCCUUCGCGGCGCCCGCGCAGGCGCUGGAGUGGUGCCUCAUGCUGCAGGAGCUGGCUAUGGAGGUGUCCUGGUCCGGCUCCAUGCUGUCUCUGCCCGGCAUGGGCGAGCAGCGCCACCCGCUCACAGGGGCGGUGCUGUUCCGCGGACCCCGCGUGCGCGCAGGCCUGUACGCCGGCUGCCCCAACCGGGUGGGGCCGCACCCCUCCACAGGCCGAGCCGAUUACUAUGGCCCACUGGUGAACCGCGCGGCGCGCUUCUGCCACGCGGCGGCGCAGGGCGGCCAGGUGGUGGCCUCCCGGCAGCUGGUGGAGCACAUCCUCCGCGAGGACCUGGGGCUGGGCGAGGUGCUACAGCCGCAGCCCCAGCUACAGCCGCAGUCGCCGCGGCUACAGCCGACCCCGCAGCCCGUGCAGUCGCUACAGCCGCACCAGCAGCAGCACCACCACCAUCAUCUUUGGCAUUCCAACCAGCAGCUCGGUGCUUAUGGCGGCGGCGGUGCUGCCGCCGCGGCCGCCGCCGGCGGCGGCGGCCGGCUUCACAGCGCAUUGUGGUCACCUUGGACGGGAUCGGCGGCGGCGGCGGCGGCGGCGGCGCUACAGCCGCACCAUGCCAUGGGAGCUGAGUCGCACGCCUCCACGCCGGCAGUAGCUGCCUCGAUGGGCGCGACUGCUACAGCCUUGGGAGGCGGCGGCAGUGUGGUUGCGGGCAGUGGCGCUGUGUUGCGCCUGACGGCGGUGAUUGACAACAGCCGUGUGGCGCCGUCCAGGUGGCGGCUGCCCGCGGACGAGCCGGACACCGCGACCAAGCAGGCCGCCGGCAGCAGCGCGGCCGCCCUGGAUGACGACCGAGCCACCUUCGGCGGCGGCGGCGGCGGCAGCGAGGUGGUCAUGGCGCUCAGUGACCAGCCCGCUGCCCUCACCAGCCACGUCACACACCGCCUCUUCAACAAGCCGCGCCGCGGCAGCCAGCCCAACGCCGGACCCGGCCCCUCCGCCGCCGCUGGUGCUACAGCCACUGGUGGCGCUGGUGCUGGUGCUGGUGCUACAGCCGCUGCCGUGGCCAGCCCGACAAGCCUCACGCGUGGACGAGGCACGGGCACUGGGCUGGCGGCGGCGGCGGCGGCUGGCGGCGGCGCCGAAGCCGUCACAUCGCCGUCUGCGCCGCGAUCCCACUGGCCCAUGGGUCUGUGGGGCAGCUUCAGACACGCGGCCGCCUCCGCCUCGGGGGCAGCCGGUGCCGCUGCUGGUACCGGCGGAGGUUCGAAGCGGGUCACAGGGACAGGGGCAGGCGGCGGCGGCGGCACGGUGGCAGGCGGGUCGCCUCGCACCACGCAGAAUGGGCUCCGACGGCAGGGCACGAGUGCGGUGUCGGCAGAAGCUGGCGGCGGCGGCGGCGGUGACGGUGGCGACAGCAUCACUGGCCCAGCGUCCAACCCGCUUACCCGCAGCAACACCAACGCCGCCGACGCCGCAGAAGGUGGUGGCGGCGGCGGCGGCGGCGGCGGAACUGGGAGCGGGAUGAGGUUUCACCAGGGACCGCCGCCGCUGCGGCUGACGUCAGCCCUCGGCGCGUCGCGCCGGCGGCGGCAGCGGCGGCGGCAGCGGCAGCGCCGUGGCUCCGAUGGCGGCGCCGUCCCGGACUCCGACGGCACCGAAACCGACAUACUGCACAGCACCCGCAGCGUCGGCGGUGGCAGCCGCUUCGGCCUUCCCACAAUUAGCUUUGCCGGCGGCGGUGCCGGCGGCUCCAUUUCCCGCGCCCUGACCCCACUCCCGCGCCCUACCGGCGCCGGCGGCCAGGUAGGUCGGGACAGUUUCCCCGCCGCCGCCGCCGCCGCCUCUCCGCCACUGGCUCGUGUCAGCAACGGUUGGCGGUUGGUCAUCACCGAGGUGCACGUGUCCGAGCUGGCGGCGUACAACAUCAACCCGGCUACCGUACCGGCCUCCAUGCGCGCGGUGGUUGAAACCGCCAUCGCCGAGUCGCGGCGCGUGGCGGCGGCGGCGGCGCUGCUCGCCUCCGCCGCCGCCGCGGCGGCGGGCACUGCCGGCGGCGGCGGCGGCGGCGCCUCCGCCAGUCUCGGCAGCCUGGGCGAAUUAUCGCGGCUUGAUCGGGCGUCGGCACAGCGCCGUGCCUCUGCGCGCAGGAGCUCCUACUCACAUUCGCUGCAGCUGCUGCCGCCGCCGCCGCCGCCUCUCGGCCUCCCCGCCACUGGCGGCGGCAUGCGGCCACCGCUGUCGCCGCUUGGGUCGCCGGCAGCGGCGGCAGCGGCGGCGGCGGCGGCGUCGGCGUCGCCGCUCGAGCAGCAGCAGCAGCGGUGGCGGCAGCUCAAUCUCCGGCUAUUGGGCGGAGAUGGCGGCGGCGGCGGCGGCGCGCUGCCGGCGAGUGCGGCGGAGGCGAUGGGGCUGGUGGCGCGCGGCACGAUGUCCUUCACGCGCCAGGGCGGCAGGGCCUCCGCCUCAGGUUUCGGUCUGGGCCUACCCGGCGUGCCGAUCGCGGGCGGCGCGCAGCCCAGCCCCCACGGCCACACCCACCACGCCUCCGCCGCCGCCUCGCCGGCCCCCCGCCCUUUCGGCCUCUUCGGACCCAGCUACGCCGCCGCCACCACCACAGGCGCCGCCGCCGCCACCACCACAGGCGCCGCCGCCGCCUCCGCCACUACCCCAGGCGUGCUCAGUCCGGUGCCGGCGCGCACUGCUCCCGGGCUCUUGCUCACAGACGGCGCAGCCGCCUCCGCCGCCGCCGCCGCGGCGGCGGCGGCGCUGCCGACGCCUGGCGGCGGCGGCGGCGCCGCCUACAGUGGCGGGCUGCGCGGCCGCGCCGCCAUGCGCCGCGCCAGCAUCCUCCUGCAACAGGACGCGGUGGGGAGCCACGUGCUGCCCUCGCUGCCCGACAGCUCGUUGCGGCGGCGGCUGGGCCCGCACCGGUGGCUGUGGGCGGGGGAGCUGGUGGUGGAGGACCUGGGCGAGUACAGGUUCAAGGGCGUGGCUGGCACGCACGCGCUGGUGUGUGUCAGCACCGCCGCCACGGAGGAGCGCCGUACGGUGGGAGGCGGCGGCAGGCUGCGGCACGGCGGCGGCGGCGGCAAGGGCGAGCGGGUGGUGCCGGGCCGCGGCCUGUUGUACCGCAUCACGCUGCAGGCUGCCGAGAUCCCCUUCGGGCUGCUGGUCACGGAGCCACUGGACCCCUCGCCGGGCCCUGCCGCCAUCCUGGUCGGCGAGGAGGAGGAGGAGGACGAGGAGGAGGCAGCGGCGGCGGCGGCGGCGGCGGCGGCGGCGGCGGCGGAGUCACAGCGCCAGCAAGAGCGGCUGCUGCGUCAGGCGUCAGGCUCCUUUGCUGGGGCGGCAAGCAGCGGGCGGGGCGGCGCUGGCAUGAGGAACGCAACCGCGGCGGCGGCGGUGGCGGGGGGGUCGGUCGCGGUAAUGGAGGUUUCGGAGACGGGCUCGGAGGCGGGAAGUAUGUCGCAGCAUGGCGGCGGGGGCGGCAGGAGCGGCCGCAGUGCGACCUCGGCCGCUCUGCGUCUGCAGGGGCAGGGGCAGUCGGGCAGUCCGCUGAGCCCGCAGGGGCAGCAGCUGUCGCCGCACGUGUCGCGCGCGCUGAGGCAGCAGCUCAGCAGCGCUCGGGCGGUGCGGGCGGCCGAGGCAGCCGGUGUGCCGCCGCCGCAGGACGAGGCGGAGGCAGCGGAGGCUGCUGCCGCAGCCGCGGCGGUGGCGGCGGCAAUGGCGCCGUAGUGGUUUUGAAACGGGAGGAGGGUGGGGGCGUUUGUUGAUACUGAGCAUUGUGCGCGCGCACGAAUGUGCAAGAGCGUUAUUUCUUGUUGGCUGUCGAGGCAAUGGUGGCAUUGUGGCAUUGCCCGGUGGGAAAGUGAGUUGCAACUUCGCACAAGACUUCGCAGGGGGCCCCGCAGCCUCGUACUGGCGAACGUCCUCGUAGAUCCCGACGUGAUUGCUGGACUAGGAGCAUUUUUAGUAGUCGUCCGUGCCUGUUCUGCUUCAAAGACACAGCAGACGGCGAGCCGUCAUAAAGAGCCUGUCACCGUUGUCCAUUUCUGUAGCGGCUCGCUCUCACGCCUCUUUCUUCCUGGUCCGGGCGCAACCCCCAGUGGACGCGUUCGGACCAGAGUGACGUGACUAGUUUGUUAGCUGCGGGUUAGCACGGACUGUGCACCCCACCCAACCGGCCAUGUCCGGAUUUGCGGGGAUGCCAAAGGCCCCCAACAUAGAGGCGUGUGCUUAGUAGGCGCCCGCGUCAAGGUGGCGGGGUUAAUAACGACCCGGGAUCAGCCCUUUUCCUGCCAUAAGGCAGCCACCUCCUUGUUAGUAGUUGUGAUAAUUAAUUUGUGUAGCGUGCCCUUUCUGCAUUGGUGGCGGUGGCAGUCGCAUAGGAACCAAUGGCUGCGCACUUGAGCCUGAUGUGUCGUCUUUGAUGCGACCCACCUGGCUACAACUCCGCUCCUUUAUAAUUGAUCAUGACUGCAACCCCCUUCCAUGCCUGGCUUGCUUUCAAUGGUCGGGCGUGGCCCUCCGUCGAUGCCAAACCAAAGCAUGCGAAUGCUUGCGUUGGAGGGGCCGUGGGCAUGCCUAGGUACGAUUCGCUGUCACACGGUGCCCGACGGGGCGGGCUGAACUCGUGGCUGCCGGACGGCGCAAGAAGGCAAACCUACACCGGAAUGUUUCGGGCUUUCUGACAACGGCCAACAGUGGGGCGUUGUUGUUGUGCGCGUGCGGCACUCGGCUAUCACGCACGCCUAUCGCGCUCGCCUAUGGCUACGGGUACGGUGUAUGCAUUUGCCUGGCUUAUACUACGAACUACAGUACGCAGCAGAAGUGCAGUCUGUUUGAAAUAUGAAACACUUCGCCGUGUUAUAAUGGCCGUGGGCAGGAGAUGACGUGACCGUGUCGCGAUGGGGCGCGUGCCGUACGCGUUUGCCCCUACAGUUACACCACAUCUUGCAUACUGCCUCGGGCGCCCCGGGUCGGCUGGACAGUGACAGUCCACUGGCGAGGGUUGGCGGUGUUUGCCUGGCUUAAAAUCCCCAACUACCGUAUGCGGCAGAAGUUGCAGUAAGCGGGUUAUGUGAUGGCGCGUAGAGCGUAUGGUUCAUCUGCAUCCACACGGGCAGCAAGUACGGGACAUGAGUCGUACCUCCACAAGGUGAGCACGUGCGCGCGGCUGGUCCGCCCUGCCGAGUAAUUAUUCUCGGCCAUGACCCAACAAAGCCAGCGCGAAGUGUGCGGCCGGGACUGAUGCACGGCACCAAGUUGCCAAACCCUGCCAAACGCACGCUGCGGCGGAUCUUGGAGCACCGGCAGCAGCCAUCAGGGGCUGGUCAGCAGGGCAGAUGGGAGUGGGUUGGGAAGCCGUUACCAUGACGGCAUAGGUCGUAGCUGAGUUGUGUCCACGCCGUUGAUCCCCUGAAAACACGGCACGGCACGGUACCGCAGUGUGCAUGGUCGGGUUGUUGGGCGUGAAGCAAGGGCGCUGGCUUCUCAGGUUGUAGGGCCAGGUCCUGUGCCUGGCUGGCUGUGACCCAUCUGGUGCCCUAGGCCCAGCAGUUGCGGCGUGCGCGUGCAUAGCGGAGGGGGAGAGCAAGGCCACGUGGAGGAGGAGAGUGCGGCGCCGCCCAAGAAGCGGCGCCGGCGCGCAUGUUGAGGCCGGCCGGUGUCUGGUUGGCAGUCUUUGCUGGCAUUGCACCGCACAGUAUGUGGUAGGCCGCAGCAGUGAGGAGUGUUGUGGCUAGAGGUUUGCCUGCUGUUUGUUUGAUGGCUGGCUGUGUUUGUCUUGGCAGUGGGAUGUGGCUGGACGCAUGGCGGCCGUGCCUAUACGAACCAGUCCCGGCUAUGUCCGGGGAUGAGGUAGACGCUUGCGGCCUCAGACUAGAGACGUGGCGCGGGCGCAGCCCAUUUUUCCCAUGACCUUGUCCGGCAUCCGGGGCCAAGGACAGGGGCACGUGCCAAUCAGGUGCACGUUUCACAAACUCU
Molecule: messenger RNA, 14446 nt
Organism: Chlamydomonas reinhardtii
Lineage: Eukaryota; Viridiplantae; Chlorophyta; Chlorophyceae; Chlamydomonadales; Chlamydomonadaceae
Exons: 30
Coding region: 392-12196 (3934 amino acids)
Biological process (GO): cyclic nucleotide biosynthetic process; intracellular signal transduction
Source: RefSeq, a predicted model, not a curated record